AUGGAAAACAUACCGGUCUACUUGGAGAUGCCUGGCGGGGACGAGUUCACGGACGUGACCCAGGUGCUGGUCCAAGGAGCACAAGAACUGCGCCAGGGCGAACUAAUCUUCAUGAGUGGGUUCGAUCUCACAGAUGCUAUGAGCGCCCUGGAGAUCGGUGAACCUCGCAUGGACAGCGGCGUGGUACUUCCGGACGAGGUGACCAAGCCACUCUUCGAUCCACUGGCACCUCUGCUACCCGAAGAAAUGGCGUGGCACUCCGGGACCACACUUUCUCAAACGAUAUACACGUGCUUAUACGUUCACAACCUCGAAGAUCUGGACCCGGAAUGCCUCCCGUUGGAGCUAGUCCUCCAGGAAGACCCCGCGCGGCCUUGGAGCUUAGUCACAUUCGUGCUGCGUGCCGGUGUGGUGGGCUUGAUCAAAUGCGUUGAUCUGGCUUGGAGAGAGCUCUCGAAAGGCCGUGUUCUCGACCAAGAGGACUGGCAAGGCGAAAAAUGCGAGAUAUCCUUGCUAGAAGGGACACCUUGGCGGCGGGUGCUGUCGCUCGUGGAAGAAACGAGUGAUUGGAUUCUUGGCUCGCCCUUCCUACAUGCGCGGUGGCGUACCUCUUUACAUAUGCGCUUGCAGCUUCGCAAGAUCAUGCUACAGCUCCUCGGAUUGUCCCUUCCCGGCGAUCGUACGCAACUCGAGAAUCUAGUCGUGUCAGCGCGGUCGCUCCUUCAACAGAUCAGGGCCAAUCCAUCACCAGAACCCGGAGAGACCUCCGCUGCGUUGCAGGCCUUCGAUCCACGCGUCAUGCGUCACCUACACUCCUACGUUCCUCUGCGUCCGCUGCAGCUGCCGUCUCAGGAAAGUACUUGGGACGCUCUCGAGGCCUUGAUUGACGGCUACGAAGAAAUGCUCCGUAUGGCCAAGGUCGAGUUGCUGGCUACCUGGCAGUUGGUCGGCCACUUGAACAUGUGGCAGAAUAUUCCCGAACGAAGAAUUCCGUAUCUGCGGUCUAUGAUGCAGUCCCUGUUCUUCGACGACGUAUUAGUGCUUCUCCAUCAUCCACCGCAAUGGUUGGUAAACAGUUUCUUCAAGGAGAGCAUCGGGCUGGAGUGGUCAUCGGUUUGCCGCGUUCUCCGGCAACGGUGGAGAGGCGAGGGCGAUGUCCCCAUUGGAGAGAUUGAUCGCCGGCUUACGAAGUUGCUUGCCCGAGAUACGCGGUCUCUAUGGAGCAACCCUCCUCGGCACCGACGAUAUCAGAUGAAAUCGUUGCUUGACUGGCAGAUUUUGUUCGAUUUGCUUGUUCGCGUCACGCAACAACUCCAUUUAUCGGAUGAACCAGGUGCCCCUCUUAUCCGGUCAUUGCCCGUGGUCGUGUUGUGCAAGCGGUUGGCCAACAUCCGCGAGGUUGUUCUGUCUGGGUUCCAGUUGGAGUUGUACAGCGUCGAAGAGAAACCUUUGGCGUAUUGGUAUGCUAGCCAGGCGAUAGAGGCUCAUGCAACGUGUCUCGAGAGCCUACUAAAAGUAAUGCCAGACGGCACGCCGGAGCGUGCGGACAUGGACGUUCACCUCAAGUUCCUUCGCGCAUUGUUCUGCAUGUGCAAAGGAAUGCUGAUUAUACUACUCCUUGCGCAAACUCGUCGACCGGACUGGGAACGUCUGCGCCUCAAUUUCCUCCGGCGAAACAAGUGGGCAUAUAGGCCGGAGUACUCGGAUGCCACGACGAACCCUGUCGCGCAGCCUUGCUUCGAUCUUUACCCUAAAGCGUGUCAUGAGGCACUCCAAGAGGUGGAUAGUGGGGCAACUCCUACGCACCUGUUUCAACAGGCAAGAGAGAUUUUACAAGGCAUCGCAGAUAUGCCCUCACCGAUAGGAUGGGCGAGCCAAUGGAGCAGCGAAUUCGCGCAGUUCAUAAGCCGAUUGAAAGACACGUCGAUCUGCGCAGAGCCCUCAAAACUGGAGCGCCUUGAAGACACGGGUGUCGGUGUGUUGAAGUGGGAUGUGUCUACGAAUCCUUGGUUUCCGCGAAUAUAG
Molecule: messenger RNA, 2025 nt
Organism: Punctularia strigosozonata HHB-11173 SS5
Lineage: Eukaryota; Fungi; Basidiomycota; Agaricomycetes; Corticiales; Punctulariaceae
Exons: 15
Coding region: 1-2025 (674 amino acids)
Biological process (GO): N-terminal peptidyl-methionine acetylation
Cellular component (GO): NatC complex
Source: RefSeq, a predicted model, not a curated record